AUGGAGAAUCGAUUGAAGGAUAUGAAGAGGAAAAAUGAGGAGCUAAAAAAUGAAAAGGCUAAAGUUGAGGCAAAACUGAAGAUGUAUUUGGAAAAGUUCAAAGAGUUGGAAAGUAGAGUAUCACUUCAGGAGGAAGAAGCUGCUAAAAAUCGUGCUGUGGAUGUCUCAGUGAUCCAAAAAAUGGUAGAAAAUUUGGAAGCGGAGGAUGAUGAUGUUGUAGAAGUUAAUAGUAAAGCUUCUGGUGCUGAUGGAGAUCUUCAGGAAAAGCAGUUGUCACCACCUAGGGCUCCAUCGGUUGAUUCAACUGCAAAUGGAAAUGGAAAUGGAAGUGCUAAAUCAAGAGAUGAAGCUACAGGCAGUGGUAACACGGACUUCAUUUCAACAAAAAUGAAUCUGGUUAAUUGUCCUGAUGUCCAGAUAUUGCAUCCCAUGCCUUCUGCUGCUGGUUCUGCUCAAGUCAAUAGCAAUGUUUCCAACAUAGCUAAGAAAAGACGCCAUUCAGAGGAAGCAGGUAGAGAUGAUUUCAACUUAAGAUAUUUGGGGAUUAGAAUUGUCAAUUUCUUAGUGGUCAAAAGGCAGCAAAUGAACUCAGCUAGAGAGAGGAGUAGAAGUUCAUUCUCCAUCCAUAUGACUGGAAUUUCACAAGCAAAGCACAUAUCAUCGUGCAGUCCUGCUGAUCUGCUCUACUGCAGAAGAAGGCCACAGAAAGAUCCAGCAUUUAUAUCAACAACAUGA
Molecule: messenger RNA, 735 nt
Organism: Solanum stenotomum
Lineage: Eukaryota; Viridiplantae; Streptophyta; Magnoliopsida; Solanales; Solanaceae
Exons: 4
Coding region: 1-735 (244 amino acids)
Source: RefSeq, a predicted model, not a curated record